This is a messenger RNA of Coffea eugenioides, 1646 nucleotides long. Its product is annotated as protein OPI10 homolog. The transcript has 3 exons. Gene Ontology annotation, molecular function: nuclear import signal receptor activity. Bases 247 to 813 code for a protein of 188 amino acids. Gene Ontology annotation, cellular component: nucleus; cytosol. The record is from RefSeq and is a predicted model, not a curated record. NCBI's taxonomy places the organism in Eukaryota, Viridiplantae, Streptophyta, Magnoliopsida, Gentianales, Rubiaceae. Gene Ontology annotation, biological process: protein import into nucleus.
CACUGAAUCUGUCCCGGAUCUUUCUGGACUCUUCUUUUCUCAGCUGCCCACCACUUCUUCUGCUAAACCUCUUCAGUCCUCAGAACCUUCUUCUUCAUCUCUUCUCUAGACUCGAAAAGAAAGAUCAAAGAUCCUUCCUUCAUUCUUUCAACCCCAGUACUCAAAAACUACUUCUCCCAUUUCUUUGUUCACCCAAUUUUUUUAAUCCCUCGAAAGAAAAAAAAUACAAAAAAGAAGAAGAAGACAAUGUUCGGAGUAGUGUUCCCAAACCGCAGCUUCCCUAUGGACAUCUCCACGUUCACUCAAAUCGACACCUUCCAUUGGAUCCUCGACAUGAAUACUUUCGUGGGUGAAGCUUACGAUUCAAUUCGAGAAAUCUGCAUAUUCCUUCUCAACAACUUCACACUCCCUCCAGAAAAAGCCCUGGCCGUCUACAUUCAAUCCCCCGGUUCCCCUUUUCUGUACUGCGGCGCGGUGACUAUCACGCGCCCUUCUGCAGUUCUAUCUCUGCCGUGGCCGGAGCCCGGUGGACAGUUACAACUCACAGCGCCGGAUUCAGCUCCAUUAUCUGCGAAAAUUGGGGUUUCGGUGGAGGACAUUUCGUCCCUCCCCUCCCUUGAUGUUGCUGCUGAAAAGAAAAUCGAACGGUUGGCCAUGAAAGUUGGAGAGAAUUUGUUCAAUUUUAUGCAGUCUUUUUGUGGGGUUGAUGGGAGUAAGCUGGUAGUGCCCAUGGAUAUUUUGGACCGGUGGUUUAAGAAGUUUCAGGAGCGGGCGAAGCGGGACCCUGAGUAUUUGAAGGGUUUUGCUUUGUAGUUUUGAGGCCGAGCAUUGACCAUGAUAGAAAGGACAAAAAGAAUGAAGAACUUAUAAGAGAACAAAAGGUUUGGUUUUUUUCUUCUUGUCUGAAGUAGUAUCAACUAAGUAUAAGACUAAAGUUUAAGAAGCGGAGUGGUUCAAUACUGGAAAGUAGUUUCAUUGAUGCUUCAGGAUUUUGUUGUGUGGUAGUAAUGUUAGUUGUGUGGCAUAAUGUUAUUUCUUUGGCUUCAUAAUUCUGUGGGAAAGUUUUGACCUUUUUUAUCUGGCGAGCGCUUUGUAGACUGUUACAAGUUGGAGGCCUGAAAAAAUGUCUGAACUGAAUAAAAAUGCGAUGUAUUACUCCUAUCCAGAUUGAACCAAAUCUGAGGUGUAGUUUUAUGCCCGCAGUUCCAUCUGGUAGAAUUUAUAGAUAAGCACUAAUAAUGGAAUUUUUGUUGUUAGCACUUGACAUGGUUUUGUCCUCAUAAGCUCUUGGUUAAGAUAGACGAUUCAGAUGUAGGUAAUCAGAAGGAAAAUUUAAGAAGUAGAAGCCUUUUCAGCUAAAUAGAGUCUCUAGUGGCUUUGGAAAUCAUGGCAAAAUCAUCCUGGAACAAAUGAAAUGCUGUGAUCUAUGACUUCAGGAAACUGGAUAGAAUUUAGUGGAAAUUGAGGAAUAAAUCCUCAAAAAGUAACAGAUCGAGGAAUUCUGCAGUACUUCCAAAUGUGACUGAAGUGAUGCUCUGGCAUUUCUGGUGAUUGCUUAUUUUUAAUGUCGUCUGCUUUUAUCCCUUUUGUUCAUGUUUCUUUGUUUGCCUGAUACGUUGAAAGCAUGUGAUGUAAAUUUAGAGGAU